AGCAAGAAUCCUUCUAGAAACAGCGCUUCAUGCAGAUCAACGGACACGCAGCGUCCGAUUGAAAGCAAAGUUAAUUUUCACCACUUAAAUUAAAAACUACAGAAGACAGUUUCCUACGGUUUCCUCAAGGACAGCGAUGGACAUCAAUGAACUGAUCACCGGUCUUGAGAGUGAUCUUAAAGAGAUCACGAGUCUGCUGGAGAAAUGUGAACGCCAGCGCGUACGGGACGUGUUAACGCAAGAGCAGAAGAAAAUAGAAAAAGAGCUGGCACAAAAACGACAGCAGAAACUGCAGCAAGCCAAGAAAGACUCUGGAGACAAAACGGACACAACACUCAAAGGAUACACAGUCAAAAUUAAUAAUUACGGAUGGGACCAGUCUGAGAAAUUCGUCAAAAUCUACAUCACACUUAAAGGAGUACAUACUAUUCCAGCUGAAAAUGUCGAUGCCACCUUUACAGAGAGAGGUUUUAAUGUUCUAGUCAAAGAUCUGGAUGGGAAGAACCAUCAAAUGACAGUCAACAAUCUUUUAUAUCCCAUUAUUGUAGCUGACAGUAGUAAAAAGAUAAAAACAGACAUGGUCCUUGUUAUGUGUAAGAAGAAGUCAACAAAAAAGUGGGACUGCUUGACACAAGUAGAAAAAAAGUCUAAGGAUAAAGACAAACCCAACUUGGAUGAGAACGCCGACCCAAGCGAGGGGCUGAUGAGCGUGCUGAAGAAGAUUUACACUGAUGGAGAUGACGAGAUGAAACGCACUAUCAACAAGGCCUGGGUUGAGUCGCAAGAGAAGAAGGCCAAAGCAGAUGAUUUUGACUUUUGAGUCAGAUUAUUGAUGCUUUCACACGAAGCACUAACCGUCAGCUGCUGCAUACAUGCCAUUCCAAUUUGUUUGAGUUGUUUUAUGUAUUUUUGUACUUUUUUUCUGUUAAAUGCAGCUGUUACUGAAGGUUUUGUUUCAUAAUGUGUUUUCAUUUCCAUUGAUAUUUUGACUGUUCAUACUUUAAAGUUGCUCCACAUUGUAAACAAAUGUUUGGUAAAUGUUCAGUCAAUGUUAUUGCGUUUGAUACCAUGUACCUUAACUGCGAACAAUGAAAAGAAAUGAAAAAAAGUCAUUUAUUGCUUCUGGUGGUGAACAAAUUAAAUAUUGCUGUCAUGCAAUAUUACUAUCAUCAUCAUGGAGGUACCACAGUGUAUCUAAGCUAAAUAAACUGCGGAUGUAAUAAAAACCAGUGUUUGUUAAUUAUAAUUUUAA
This is a messenger RNA of Labeo rohita (rohu), 1252 nucleotides long. It is a transcript of the gene cacybp, whose product is annotated as calcyclin binding protein. Gene Ontology annotation, cellular component: nucleus. Gene Ontology annotation, molecular function: S100 protein binding; tubulin binding; ubiquitin protein ligase binding. NCBI's taxonomy places the organism in Eukaryota, Metazoa, Chordata, Actinopteri, Cypriniformes, Cyprinidae. The transcript has 6 exons. The coding region runs from base 137 to 820 and encodes 227 amino acids. The record is from RefSeq and is a predicted model, not a curated record. Gene Ontology annotation, biological process: heart development.